GUUUGAAAUGCGAUCGGUUUUAAUGAGUUUUAAUAUCACCUGGCCGAGAAAGAGGACGAGCUAAUCACAUCCUCUCGUAUUUACAGUAUUAAUCUGGAAUAUUUCCAAAUUAAGCCGACCAUUAUAACCACAGAUGUUUGUCUCCCCUGCUGUGGGAGAAUCCAUCCUUCUCCUCGUGUUCGUGGCUCUCGGGUCACGUCAGGUUACACUGCUCCGCGUCAAAGACGUUGCGCACAGCGGCACCUGGCGGCGGCCACGAUGCACAGCAGCUGUCAUUUAAAAGCGAACGUCCGAAAGUUUGUCCUUCGUGACGUUCCGUUGAACGCAGCUGUCAUGUCUGCCGCCUUCAUGUCCCUCCGCAGAUGUUGCCAGCGGUCGGCGCUCCUCGCCGUUGCUAAGCGACCGUGGAGCUCCAGCCCCGCGCCCACGCUUCCUCUGCACAGCAGGUUCCUCCUCUUCCUCACGCAGCGUUUCUACGACGUGGAGAUGCUGCUGAGCUGGGGCCAGCGGCAGAAGAGGAUGGCGAUCCACAGGAGGAACGCUUACUAUGGCUACACUAAGAAUUUAUACGGUGCGGACAUAGCGGCAGCAUUUUAUGUCUUGAGUCUGAAGGGAGGAUUUAGAUUUGUCGGCCAGUCCGAGUGGUUCCGUGCGGACCGGAGGGGGAAAUUCAACUGGGACUUCUUGAAUCACAAAGACACACUGCUGGAGGAGGUGAACAUGAGCCACACAGACAUCAACUCCGGCGGACUGGCAAACCUGGAGGGGCAGACGUCGUUGCGGACCCUGUCCGUACGAGGCUGCUCUGAAGUGGACGACUGGUUCCUGGCCAGGCUCCAUGUCUUCCAGGACUCUCUGCAGGAGCUGGACAUCUCUCACUGUCCUCGCGUGACGGUCGGCGGCCUGGCCGCGCUCCGGAAUCUCAAGGGGCUGCGCCGCCUGGACGUGUCGUCCCUCGCCGCCGUCUCGAGUCCCGGGCUGGUCGUUCUCCUGCUGGAGGAGAUGUUGCCACGGUGCCAAGUCGUCGCUAGCGGCUACGACCACGGCCUGGGGCAGUUCGGAGGAGAGGAGCCGGAAGGGCAGGGGGAGGCACGGGAAGCCGGGGACUGCGUUCGGAAGGAGGGGGUCCUCUGAGGGAGCCGUCACUUUGUCUUCUUCUGACAGAACGAGAGCCGACGGAGCGAAGGGCGGUCGACUGCGGCGUCGGUCGUAACCAAGAGAGAUACAGAGGGAGUCGAGGGAAGUUCCUCGGUGACGCACAAACCAAGAAGAGUUUGACUGCAGCGUAUUGAAUUAUGAUGAAGAUAUCGGCAGCUUUAGAGGAAAUGGACUCGCGUUUGCUUUUAACUGCGACUCACAAAAGGGCGUCAGAUGACAGACCUAGAUAUUUUACCACAAAUAUAAUACUAUGUCACCCCAGUCUGCUUGUGUCUGCAGAAUAAAAUAAAUAAAAAAAUCUGCUCUCUUUCAAGCAAAGUAUAUUGAUCUGUAAAUAUGGUAUUGUUUUUUGCUGAAAUGUAAAUGUACAGAAUAAAGAUUUCACUUUUCAAUAUA
Pungitius pungitius (ninespine stickleback) is the source of this 1554-nucleotide messenger RNA. It is a transcript of the gene dmac2, whose product is annotated as distal membrane arm assembly component 2. The record is from RefSeq and is a predicted model, not a curated record. The coding region runs from base 259 to 1134 and encodes 291 amino acids. Lineage: Eukaryota; Metazoa; Chordata; Actinopteri; Perciformes; Gasterosteidae. The transcript has 6 exons.